Molecule: messenger RNA, 3355 nt
Organism: Perkinsus marinus ATCC 50983
Lineage: Eukaryota; Perkinsozoa; Perkinsida; Perkinsidae
Product: interferon-induced guanylate-binding protein, putative
Exons: 18
Coding region: 1-3150 (1049 amino acids)
Molecular function (GO): GTP binding; GTPase activity
Source: RefSeq, a predicted model, not a curated record
AUGUCAACUAUCAUUGACAACAACACCCCUCUGAGUGUCAGUCGAAGGGCCUCUAACACCACUGUCUACUACAACUAUGAGGAUCCUAAGAAGGCCGCCAACUGCUCAGGGACCCUCUACCCUCCCCCCAAGCCUCCUUCUGGUCACAUCGCUGGUCUCCCCUCCGCUGGGCACCGCUCUACUCCUUCCAACACCUCAGCUGCUGUAUCAGAGCACUUUCACCAUGGAGGGUCUAGCACUAUGCCUGGCACCCCCAACCUGGCGGCGAGCACCAACAGCAGCUGUAUAAGCCCCUGUGUACAGGCCUCUCAACUUCCACAAGGCUCCACGGUUGAAUACUAUAGUCAAUCCCUAGGUCGUUGGAUCCCUGCGAAGGUGAUGUCGGUGAUCCCUCCUGAUGACCCUCGAGCUGGUGGCAGCAAGGUCGGCCUCGUCCAUCUAGACUGCAAACCCAUGGCUAGAGUUGAGCAGGUUCGCUAUGCUGGCCCCCCGGCUGGGAUGCCUCUCUACUCUGGUGGCCCUUUGUCGUCGGCGCCGACCCCCAACUUCAUCGACGUCCCGGCCGCCUUCUCGAUGUUCAACUCCUCUUCUCCCCCAUCCUUCAUCCCAGGGCCGUCAGUUGGCCCUCCAACUGUGCGGGUCAUGAGGACCACUACUAUUCCCACCGCCUACCGCCGUUCUUCGUACAUUACUAAGACCACCAGUAUGGCCUUCAAGAACCCCGGCAAAGCUGUCCAACUGAUCUCGUUUGACGGCGAUAAGCUCGUUGUGAACCCCGAGGCCCUUGCCCUCCUGGAGGCCCUCGGGCACGACAAGCAAGUGAGUGUCGUGACAGUAGUUGGUAUGUACCGGACGGGUAAGAGCUACCUCCUCAACAGGCUCGUCAGAGGUCCUGGUGGCUCCACCACUGUUAAUGAGGACCCACAGAAGGAGAAUAAGCUUCUGAACAAGUUGUUGAAACUGGGCAGGAAGAAAAAUGAUGCCGUGAAUCGACCUACUCCGGUUGUCUUCGAGACGGGCAACGAAGUGAAUGCCUGCACCCAAGGCAUAUGGAUGUACAUCUGCGAGGAGGAGCUCAAUGACAAGGUCGUCAUCUUCCUUGACUGUGAGGGUUUGGGCUCUACUGGUCGAGACAAGGCUUAUGACACUAAGCUCAUGGCCAUGGCCCUCCUUAUGAGCAGCGUAUUUAUAUAUAACUCUAAGGGUUGCCUGGACGAGGCGGCGUUCAACGGUCUAUCGCUUGUAUGCGAGCACGCUACGCAGCUCAUUAGGGAGUUCCAUACUGAGUUCGGUGGAGCGGCACCGGAGGGCGUCUUGUCUGCGUCCUUCCUGUGGAUCCUGAGAGACUUCGUAUUGGCAUUAGAGAACGAGAAUGGUGAGGCGAUAAGCUCGUCGGAGUAUCUUGAAAAUGCCCUGAGGUCUAAGGGCAAUAAAGAUAUAUCCAAAGCGAUCCUAGAGUGCUUCAUGGACAGGGAUUGUUACACACUGAUUCAACCUACGGUCAAUGAAGACAACCUCCAGAAGUUGGAUACGAUUCCUGAUGGCAAAUUGAGGAAGGAAUUCAUCGACCAAGUCCAGUCCCUGUGUGGUAAAGUAUGGACUAUGGCUGCCUCGAGAGCUGUGACUAUAAACAAGUAUGGAGGAGGGACUCCCUUCACCCCAGUUGCAUUGGCGGCUUACAUUAGAAAAUUGGCUGAGCAUGUGUCUAGCUCCUCUACCCUGGCGGGCUUCAGUCUCUCGUCAACUUGGGUUCAAGUCCAGCACGAGGCACUGGCCUCCUUGAUCGAUUCUCUGAGCCUGGCACAUGGGGGAGAGGUGGAUGCUAUGGUCGCUGAGCUGCCCAUGGCAACUCGCGAGCUGGAUGAUCGACUGGCUGCAGCGUUGAGAAGGGUGGAGAUUGAGUAUAGGAGGAAGGCCCUUGGUGAGCAAAGAAGCGUUCUGAGUCAACAACUGGGAUAUCUUCCAGGGGAGGAGUCUGAUCAACUUUACCAGCAGUAUCUCGACGAGCUCAUCCAAGGGGCGAAGGCUCAAGAAGGAAGGGUGUAUCCCCUAAAUGAUGAUAAGGCUCGGACCUCUGCUGAAGAAGUGGCAAUGAGGCUCGCUGAUGAGGUUAUGCCAGAGUUGGUACCGGGAUGGCCCUCGGAGGAGGGCGACUUGGACAUGGUCUUGUCGGAGUCAGCCAAGCGGUUGACGGAGAAGUUACGAUGGGUGUUGGAGGAAAUCAUGACCACCACUCGAGGGCCGAGGGGUGCGAGGCUCAUGGUCGCCGCUCACAAGAUCAUCGAGAUAAGUGGCCUCUUUGUGACUGAGUUGGACAGGAAGGCGGAAGGCAUUUCCCAUAAUGAGCACCUCACUAGGCAGCAGAGGGACGAGGCUCUCGCUGGUAUCGAUAAGCUCAAGAAGACCGCAUUGACGGACUUGACAGCCAAGGUGGCCGAGCUGGAGGAGGAGCUGACUAGGCGGGACAGGAGGGAGAAGGAGCUGUUGGGCCAAGUCGAGGGGAAGGACAGUGAAAUGGGGAGGCUGGCUGAUAGUGUCAGAAAUACUCUGAGCGAGAGGGAGUCUCAAUUGAAUGAGAAUUGGGAGGGCAAGGUGGAAGGGCUUGAGAAGCAAGUGGAGCAGCUGAUCAGAGAAAAGGAAGAGUUGGAGGACGCUCUAGCGAGUACGGAGGAGAGGAGAAGGGAGGCUCAGGACGGACAGGUUGAUUUUGAAUCCACCAAGAACAAUGAGAUCGAUAUGCUCACUGAGACCCUCAUUGACAAAACAGGGGAGAUCGCACGCCUGAACGAGGAGUUGGAGAAAGCCCGAGCAGAGCUAGGAAACGCUGAGACUGCCGUAAAGGAGGCUGAGCUUGCCCUCUUCACGAACGCUCGAGACAUGGCUGCUGAUCAUGACAAGAACAUUGCUGAGUGGAGGGAGAAAGUGGAGCAGCUGGAGGCUGAAAAUGUGGAAGUCCAGGCCAGGCUUCGAGAAGAGGUGGAGGGUCGCGAAAAGGCCAUCAGGGUCGUGUAUGAGGAGAAGGCAGCGGCUACUGAGGCGGCACAUGAGGCGAUGACUAGGCUGAGGGAGGAGAUCAAGGAGCUGAAGGAUAGAGUCGCUAGAGGCGGAGGGCCACGGUCUAAGCGCAAGUGCUUGCCGUUUUGUCGAUGAUAAUUAAAUUAGUAUCUUGAGGUUGAGCAUGCAAGAUGCAAAAUUGGUCGUAGUUGAUGAUAAGUUGUGACAGUAGGGUGAAGUUUAUUAUUCCUGUAAGGAUAUUGUCCAGAUCAUUCACUCAUUACGUACCGCUGCGUCGGCCUCCUCUGGCGCAUAGGCGGUUAGUAAUACUAGUAGUAUGCACGCUCUGGUCCAAGAAGUA